Molecule: messenger RNA, 1620 nt
Organism: Phycodurus eques (leafy seadragon)
Lineage: Eukaryota; Metazoa; Chordata; Actinopteri; Syngnathiformes; Syngnathidae
Product: probable G-protein coupled receptor 139
Exons: 3
Coding region: 386-1435 (349 amino acids)
Biological process (GO): G protein-coupled receptor signaling pathway
Cellular component (GO): membrane
Molecular function (GO): G protein-coupled receptor activity
Source: RefSeq, a predicted model, not a curated record
UAUGCAUCGGGGGGGCCAAAUUAGGAGAUAAAUAAAAGGGGGCGGAAAACAAGAUUUAUUCAUCUCUCUGCUCCUUUUUAUUUCAAUGUUGUUUUGUUUUGUCAUCUCAACGAGCAAUCUUUUCACUCAGUCUGUAAUUUAGCGCGUGACGUCAUGUGCGAGUCCCACCGUCUGCCAGGUGGGAUGACUCCCUCCUCCCUCCUCCCAAAAGCUUUGAAUGCAGUCACACCCAUUUCUACCAUAUAGUCAUAGAAUAGUGGAGCCAUAAAGAGCUGGGUUGUACUUCUGCACAGCAAGGAGAGACUAGAAAUGAGACCAGUUGAAUAAGGUGACGGCGUCAUUGCGGAGAUGAGCACGUGACCUAUUGCCUGGCGGGGAAGUCAUCAUGGAAGGAGUUGGCGUCACUGUCUUCGUCACCAUUCAGAAGGUCUAUUACCCACUGCUUUGCAUCAUGGGUAUUCCAGCAAACCUCUUCACCUUCUACAUGAUCCGCUUCCGAAAAUGCGGCAUGUCUGACACUGCCGUGGUGUAUCUCAGCUGCCUCGCUAUUGCGGACACCUUCUACCUGGUGUGGGUGAUCCUUAUUGACCUGACCCUUACCUUCUGGCUGCCGCAGCCCUUCUGGCACUCCCACCCGUGGUGCGGCAUCCUGGGCUUCCUGCAGUACGGCUCCCUCUGCAGUUCGUCGUGGAUUGUGGUGGUGUUCGCCAUCGAGCGCUACCGGGUCCUUCGCAGCACGGCGGCCAAGCAGCACUUCUCACAGGCGAGGGUCACGAAAGUGAUCUGCGCGGCCAUCGUCGCGGCGUCCCACUUGGCGUCGGUGCCGCUAGGCUGGAUCAAUGUCGUUACGUCCGCCAACAUUACGGUAGCUGGAGAAAACGUGACGCUGCCUCGAUGUCGAUACCGGGAGGAGUUCUACGCCACUGUCAUUGUGUGGGUAACCGCCUUUCUCUCAGGAGGUGUCCCCGUAGCGCUGGUUAUUAUCUUCAAUUACCUCAUCGGGCAUCAUCUGUGCCGCGCCAGUAACUUGUUCACCGAGGAGGAGCGUCGCGUAAUGCACGGACGCAGCACAAGGGGCAUGUUGAGAAGGACCCUCUUCCUGCUGGGGACGGUCUCUCUGGCCUUUGUGGUGCUCAGCCUGCCUCGCUUUGUCACAUACUGCAUCCUGAGGACCAAGUACAACACGGGGAACUUUAACAGAAAUGACUACGGAGUCCCCAUCAACGUCGCCGGUGACUUGGCUAACAUGCUCCAGAAUCUGAACUCCACCACAAACUUCUUGCUCUACUGUAUGGUCAGCGGCCGCUUCCGACAGGAACUGCUUCGGGCGGUGACUUGUCGAGCCGUGACUGCAGAAGCUUCCUCCUUUCUCACACACGCCGUGAAAGUCUUCUCGGUGUCAGAGCACAAGGCCGCGUCGUCCCCGCCACUGUGAUGUUUACCUGUCUCAGACCAGUCGAGUCGAGGGGAACACAAAUGUAUCGAUGAAUAUCGGACGACAAAAUGGGCUUGUUUGGGCGAGACCUGUAAUAUUCCCGACUCCCUCUUGUGUUCAUGCAUGGUUGUAAAAUGACUAACUUUAAAAAAAACAAAAACAUGGAAUUAAUAAACUGCUACUGU